Molecule: messenger RNA, 604 nt
Organism: Musa acuminata AAA Group (dessert banana)
Lineage: Eukaryota; Viridiplantae; Streptophyta; Magnoliopsida; Zingiberales; Musaceae
Product: NADH dehydrogenase [ubiquinone] 1 alpha subcomplex subunit 1-like
Exons: 3
Coding region: 103-297 (64 amino acids)
Source: RefSeq, a predicted model, not a curated record
UCCACCCACAUCGAGGUGCGAAACGAGCAACCCCUUUUGUCUCCGUCGCUCUUCGUAAGGUUUGGUCCGAGGUCUGUGGAAUCCUCCGGUGGCAUCUCUCCGAUGGCGAAAUUGUUUUGGUUGGAAGCCGUUCUUCCAUUGGGAAUCAUCGCCGGGAUGCUCUGCGUGAUGGGCAACGCGCAAUACUACAUCCACAGAGCCGCUCAUGGGAGGCCGAAGCAUAUCGGUAAUGAUGUUUGGGAUGUGGCGAUGGAGCGGAGGGACAAGAAGAUCGUGGAGCAAUACUCUACGAAUUAGGAAGCAAUCAAACAAGCGGUGGUUACCCAUUGCUGAUAUCUAUUCAAGAAUAAAAAAAAUCUUUGUACUUAUGACCUUCCAUGUUCCAUAUCUCUGUUUUAUAACUUGGGGAUAUUCAGAAGAACCCUCGUCAAAUUUCAAGUGGAGAAAACAUUGGAAAUAAUUUGGAGAUUUGAAUGGUUUUCAAUAUGGUUUGCCACUCCGAGGGGAUGCUGGCAAUCCUGGUCGCUUGGGUAUUUGAUGCCAAGAUUAUAAUUUGAUCCAUCUAGACUAUUAUAUGAUCAAUUUUAUGAGUAUUUGAUGCCAA